Messenger RNA from Dinoponera quadriceps, 2499 nucleotides. It is a transcript of the gene Nulp1, whose product is annotated as transcription factor 25. Gene Ontology annotation, cellular component: RQC complex. The record is from RefSeq and is a predicted model, not a curated record. Lineage: Eukaryota; Metazoa; Arthropoda; Insecta; Hymenoptera; Formicidae. The transcript is spliced from 8 exons. Bases 220 to 2031 code for a protein of 603 amino acids.
CCGCUUCUCUCUAUUUAUAUAAUUCAAUGCUCAGCGUGUAGUUCUCUCUUCUCGGAGAAAGAUAACAAUGUGUGCGAGAUUUGACAACUGUUAGAAAAAUUGCAUCGGUGUCGUUGAAAAGUCGUGGUAGGAGGUACCUGUGAGUCCAUUUGUCUAUACUUCGGGAAAUUGAUCACGAUUGUGUUUCAACAUAUUCUUCAUAUUUGUCAAUAAUUUCAAAUGUCUACGCGUUAUAUGAAAAAAGUUUACGGCGGCAAUGUAAUCGCGGAAAAGGAUAACAAUAGUGCGAGUGACACAGAGAUUUCGGUAAACAACGACACGAAGUCGAAAUCUUUCAACGUUUUCGACGUGUUAAAUCAGAGCUCUGAUAAUGACAGCAAAGACACCAAUGAUAAGCAAGAUGAUGAGAAUACGCUUUCAAACGAUGUGAAUUACAAUGAGGCAAAACCCAAGAAAAAGAAAAAAAAACGUAAGAAGACAGAGAAUGUUAAAAAUCAGCAGCAGCAAGAUGUGGAGUGCAACAAAAAUAUAGAUGAAAUUGAGCAAAGCAUAUGGGAAGUGAACCAACUGCUCGGAGAACCAGUACCAGGUUGCAGCAAACAAAUAUCUGAGCCACAAUGGAUCAAUAAAAUAUCUAAGGAGGAUAUAUUGACUAUAGAGCAUAAACAUUUGAAUCCAUAUAACGAAUUGAAGAAAAUUUUUGGUAGUAAAACUAUACAAGCCGAACGAAGCAAACGAAGAAAUAGAAGUCGUUCUGGCCACUUGAAGAAAACAUGGUUAGUUUGCCCUCGAGAUAAUUGGCCACCAAUUGGUAAAUCUGGAUUAUCAAUGUCUUUAGAUUAUUCUAUAGAAAGUACAGGGAAUGUACAGUAUUUUGUAUACCAGCAUAGUUCUUCAUACAAACAGAUACAACUAAAAUUCUUGCAGGCUGUUGAAAGCUUGAAUCCAGAGAACAUAAUUAGCAUAGUAAAUGCACAUUCUUAUCAUGUAGAUGCUCUCCUACAAUUAGCUGAACUUUGUAAAUUAAGUGAAGACUUAGCAAUGGCAGCAGGCUUCAUUGAAAGAGCUUUGUAUUGCUUAGAAUGUGCUUUUCAUCCAUCCUUCAAUGUAACAUCUGCACAGUGCAGAUUAGAUUACCGGAAACAGCAGAAUCGUGCAUUGUUUAUAACACUUUUUAAACAUCUUGGAUUUGUUGGUGGACGUGCUUGUUACAGAACAAGCUUGGAAUUUUGUAAGUUACUUUUGUCAUUGGAUCCAGAAGGUGACCCACUAGCGGUAGUCUUGUUUAUUGAUUUUUAUGCCUUAAGAGCUAAGGAAUACGAAUGGUUUAUCAAGUUUUGUGAUCUUUGGGAAAGCACCAGAAAUUUAACUCAAUUACCAAACAUAGCAUACAGCCUAGCCUUGGCUCACUUUCGUUUGGGAGAGAGAUUUGAUGCUGAUGAGUUUUUGCAGAAGGCUCUUAUCAUGUUUCCAGGUGUACUGAUGCUUUUACUUGAAAAAUGUAGCAUACAGACGGACAGCAAGGUGAUGCGUCACGAUUUCUUUAAUUCUCAAGCACAAGCAAGUACGUCGCCGGCUUUAGAGAAACUACAAAAUUUGUACGUAGCGCGUAGUUUUCAUCUGUGGAAGGAGGCAGACAUUUUACCAUGGUUGGAGUCAAACGUACACACUGUGCUAAAUCGCGUUGAGCUUAAAGACGAUUAUGUUAAGUACUGUCGAGUGAAGCGUAGCAAGAGAUAUCAAGGGAUGCCAAAAAAUAUCUUGAGACACAUCAUUUUAGCGGAUAUAAAAGAAGUUAUUGUUAAUGUACAAGAGAUCCAGAAUGAAGGACCAGUAUUGUCACACGAUCCAUUGCCGCCGAUAGACAGUAUCAAUAUCUACAGAAGGACUACAACAAGUGAAAGAACAGCUCAAAGCAACUCAAACUUCUUUUCUCUUUUCUUUUCUUCAUUAUUUACGGGCAUUGACGAGGUAGCGCCUGAUGCUUUAAAUGGUUUGCACCUCUUUGAGGAGAAUGAUGAUCACGCAUAAUAAUGCCAUUUUUCUAAUCACAUGGAACCUAUGAUGGCAAAACGAUUAAAAACGACUCAAACAAUUGAAACGAUUAAAAACGAUCAGGACGAUUAAAAAUAGUUAGAACGAUGAAAAACGAUUAAAACGGUAAUGGUUAAUCAUAAAUUGUGCAGUUUUAUUACGUAACAACUGUAAGAAUCUAGUAUAUAGCAAUAGAGGAGGACAAUUUAUUUUCAAAAUUAUUUAAUUUAUUUAAUUUAUUACAAAAAGAUAAAACAGCAGAGAGUUGUUGAUUAUUAGAAUAUCUGAUCAUUGAGAAAUUCAAUUUUUGAAUAUGCAUAUGUGAUAUUGUAUUAUCGUAUAACAUGGCAUUAAAUCGGUUAAUUAUUGUAACAAAUCAAUUAUUACAUAUGUGUUUCUAUACAACGUGUAAAUACAAUGAAUGUACCUAUAUUGCAGUAAAUAAAAUAUACAGAAUAAAUUCUA